AUGAUUGUCGCACCAYUUACCCUCACAACGGCAAGUCUCCRUAUUCCAGUGUCCUGGCUCACAGCGAUGAUCCGGCUCAUGGCAUUCCUGCUUGGCCUUGCACUUGCAGUGUCCCCACCGCCAGUUAUCACAGUGUGGGUCAUGAUUGUCGCACCACUUACCCUCACAACGGCAAGUCUCCRUAUUCCAGUGUCCUGGCUCACAGCGAUGAUCCGGCUCAUGGCAUUCCUGCUUGGCCUUGCACUUGCAGUGUCCCCACCGCCAGUUAUCACAGUGUGGGUCAUGAUUGUCGCACCACUUACCCUCACAACGGCAAGUCUCCRUAUUCCAGUGUCCUGGCUCACAGCGAUGAUCCGGCUCAUGGCAUUCCUGCUUGGCCUUGCACUUGCAGUGUCCCCACCGCCARUUAUCACAGUGUGGGUCAUGAUUGUCGCACCAUUUACCCUCACAAUGGCAAGUCUUCAUAUUCCAGUGGCCUGGUUCACAGCGAUGGUCUGGAACGCAACUACGGUGGUUACUGAAAUGAUCCAAUUUCCGGUCACCGUUGUGAGAGACUUUCUCAUAUUGGUUUAA
Aspergillus udagawae is the source of this 573-nucleotide messenger RNA. RefSeq lists its product as uncharacterized. The coding region runs from base 1 to 573 and encodes 190 amino acids. The transcript has a single exon. NCBI's taxonomy places the organism in Eukaryota, Fungi, Ascomycota, Eurotiomycetes, Eurotiales, Aspergillaceae. The record is from RefSeq and is a predicted model, not a curated record.